This is a messenger RNA of Mustela lutreola (European mink), 1750 nucleotides long. It is a transcript of the gene GLOD4, whose product is annotated as glyoxalase domain containing 4. The record is from RefSeq and is a predicted model, not a curated record. NCBI's taxonomy places the organism in Eukaryota, Metazoa, Chordata, Mammalia, Carnivora, Mustelidae. The transcript has 10 exons. Bases 60 to 1010 code for a protein of 316 amino acids.
UCUGCGCAUCUGCGGGCGGGCAGGCUUCUAGUUCUGCCGGAUGUGAGCUGCUGGUGGCUAUGGGUACUCGUCGAGCUUUGCACUUCGUCUUCAAAGUGGGAAACCGCUUCCAGACCGCGCGUUUCUUUCGCGAUGUCCUGGGGAUGAAGUCCAGAUCGAAGUGUGAAGUCAGAAUCCAUUGUCUCCAACACCCGGAAGCGGCCCCUCCAGCCAUGAUCAGCUGCGAUUCUGCAGGGAUCACCUGGGUGGCAAAUGCAGGCUCUGAAUACCCUUGGAGAACAGAAGAAAGUUGUUUGAGGCCUUAUGAUGGGAAGUGGAGUAAGACAAUGGUGGGAUUUGGACCUGAGGAUGAUCAUUUUGUCGCAGAACUGACCUACAAUUAUGGCGUUGGACACUACAAGCUUGGCAAUGACUUCAUGGGUAUCACACUCGCUUCUAGCCAGGCUGUCAGCAAUGCCAGGAAGCUGGAGUGGCCACUCAAUGAAGUUACAGAAGGUGUUUUUGAAAUCAAGGCCCCAGGAGGAUAUAAGUUCUAUUUGCAGAAUCACAACCCACCUCAGUCAGAUCCUAUAUUAAAAGUAACUCUAGCAGUGUCUGAUCUUAAGAAGUCCUUGAACUACUGGUCUAAUCUACUGGGAAUGAAAAUUUAUGAAAAAAAUGAGGAGACGCAAAGGGCUUUGCUGGGCUAUGCUGAUAACCAGUGUAAGCUGGAGCUGCAGGGUAUCAAGGGUAGAGUUGAUCAUGCAGCAGCUUUUGGAAGAAUUGCCUUUUCUUGCCCCGAGAAAGAGUUACCGGACUUAGAAGACUUGAUGAAAAGAGAGAACCAGAAGAUUCUGACUCCCCUGGUGAGUCUGGAUACGCCAGGGAAGGCAACGGUACAAGUGGUCAUUCUGGCUGACCCUGAUGGACAUGAAAUUUGCUUUGUGGGGGAUGAAGCAUUUCGAAAACUUUCUAAGAUGGAUCCAGAGGGAGGCAAAUUGUUGGAUGACGAAUCUCUACACCCAGCAUAGGGCUCAAACUCAAGACUCCAACAUUAAGAGUUGCACACUCUACUGACCAAGCCAGCCAGGCGCCUCAGCACCCAUAUGACUCUUAACUGGGUAUAGCAUUCAUGCCUUCGCGCUUGCUCACGCUGCCUGGGGAACCACUCCUGCCCCAUGCAUCAUGAUUUUGCUCAACGAGGGGAAAGGCCUGGAUACUCCCCGCCCUGCUUCUUUAGCUUUCUUGGUCCUCUCAUCUCCAGUGUAGAGUGGCAGUCCCUUCGUUUCUAGUGAAUCGUCCUGGUCAGCAUGCAGACGAGGUUUCAUGCCUUCCAUCUUUUAAAAGUCUUUUGCCCCAUAUCCCUUCUCCACAGUUCUUUUUUAAAAAGUCUGCCUACACUUUGUUUCUGCUUCUUACCUCCCCUUCACACCUGAAUCUGUUCUGCACUGGCUGCUGUCACUCGGGGGAACGCUCCUGUUGAAAUCACCAGUGACUUCAUCUUGCCAAGUCCAGCAACGACUUUUCUAUCCUCAUCAAACUCAGUCUUGAAUCAACAUCCAAAGCCAUCAUUGUACCCCAGCUUCUAGCACAUACCUGGUGUGUAGUAGGAACUUAGGAAUGCUCUGUUGAUGAUUCAGGGAAUGAAUCACUGGCUCUUCACUUACUAUCUGUGUGGCUGACUCUUAAUUUACUUAAAUUCUCUGAACUUCAGUUUUGGUGGUUUUGUUUUAUUUUGUUUUAAGUAAUCUCUGUGCUUGACAUGGAGCGU